AUAAGACAAGGGUUGCUUUUUUAUGGGAAGAACAUUUUGAUAGCACGCAUAUUUAGACAAAAUUUUAUUGUCAAUUCAUACUUAGUUGUCAUUGUUGCAAGCAGAACUGUGAUAAUCUUGUUUAUUCAAUAUUGUUGUGCCCAACAAUUUUUAAUUAGAUGCAAAAGGAUUUUAAAAGUGUAAAGUUAUUUUCUUUUAUCCGUUUUUACUUUUGGAAACAGAUCUUAAGAACUUCAAACUUUUGCUAUGGCUUGGACUAACUAUCAAAGACUUUUAGCUAUAUUGAUGGUUGUUACUGGAUCUAUAAACACAUUAGCUACGAAAUGGGCUGACAAGCUUGAAUCUGUUAAUAGUCUUGGAAAACUUGAAAAAUUUAAUCACCCAUUUGUUCAGGCAUGUGGAAUGUUUUUGGGAGAGUUUUCCUGUCUUUUGGCUUUCAAACUUUUAUUCUGCAUCAGCAAAAGAAAGUCUGAACCAUCUGUAGUGAGUGAACAACCUUCAAAAUUUAAUCCUUUCAUCUUUUUACCUCCUGCUCUCUGUGAUAUGACUGGAACAUCCAUUAUGUAUAUAGCAUUGAAUCUCACCUAUGCAUCCAGUUUUCAGAUGUUAAGAGGUUCUGUUAUUGUAUUUACUGGUCUUUUGUCAGUAGCCUUUUUAGGCAGAAAGUUAAAACCUUAUGAGUGGUUGGGCAUUUUUACUGUCAUCGCUGGUCUAGCGUGUGUUGGUGCGUCAGAUGUGAUUAAUCCUGACAAAACUGAAAAACAUGCAAUGAAUGAUAUUAUUACAGGGGAUCUUUUGAUUAUUAUGGCUCAAAUUAUUGUUGCUGCUCAGAUGGUAGUAGAAGAAAAGUUUGUAAAUAAACACAAUGUCCCAGCUUUGCAGGGUGUUGGAUGGGAAGGUUUGUUUGGUUUUUCGAUAUUGGGUAUUCUAUUAAUUCCUAUGUACUACAUAAAAGUUGGAAAUAGCAUUUUUAAUAGCCCCUAUGGAAGAAUGGAAGAUGCUCUCGAUGCUUUCACUCAAAUGGGUAACAGCUGGCAGGUCUCCUUAGCUAUUGCAGGAACCAUUGUAAGCAUUGCUUUCUUUAACUUUGCUGGCUUGAGUGUCACUAAAGAAAUGAGUGCUACUACACGUAUGGUCUUGGACAGCAUCAGAACUUUCACUGUAUGGAUCUUUUCCCUAGCUGUACAAUGGGAAACAUUUUAUUGGUUACAGUUAGUAGGUUUUAUAAUUUUAUUUUGUGGUAUGUGUCUGUAUAAUGAUGUUAUAAUUCGUCCUCUCUAUUUGAGAAUACGGUAUAGAGAUGAAGGGGAAACAGAACCACUCAUAAGAAAAUCAGAUGAAGAAUCACCUAGCCCUAUUGAAACUUCAAGAUCUAUAAAUGCAUAAGUUAUUGUUGUAAUUAUUGUAAAUAGCAUAUGUUGUUUUUUUAGAUGUAUUGUACAUGUUUUGUAUUAAAUAUUUAUUUAUAUAUUUAAAAGUUUUUAAAUUUAUUUCAUCUGCAACAUCAUUUGUUAGUUCAUUAGGUACUGCUAUGACAAAUGACUAGAAUUAUUGCAUUUAAUAAUAUGCACGUAAAGCAGAAAAAAAAUUGCACUAAAAAGUUCAUUAGUUUAGAUUUUAAUGUAUACUUCUGGCCCAAACUCUCAUAUUGGUACUGACAAAUCAGGCGGUUGUUAUCAACUACAGUACAGAACCAGUUAUCCGGAAAUCAGAAAACCGGAAAACCAAAAAACCGGAACGAAAUUCGAUAAAUUUUCUCGCAAGUUU
Parasteatoda tepidariorum (common house spider) is the source of this 1767-nucleotide messenger RNA. It is a transcript of the gene Tango9, whose product is annotated as transport and golgi organization 9. Lineage: Eukaryota; Metazoa; Arthropoda; Arachnida; Araneae; Theridiidae. Gene Ontology annotation, molecular function: transmembrane transporter activity. Gene Ontology annotation, cellular component: intracellular membrane-bounded organelle; membrane. The record is from RefSeq and is a predicted model, not a curated record. Gene Ontology annotation, biological process: transmembrane transport.